AUGAGGAUGGACGAGACAACUACCAUCACGGCUCUUGGAGAAGGAAAACACUACAAAUUCCUGGGGGUGCUAGAGAACGUUCGACAGGAUGAACGGCUGGCCCUAGCGUGUGGGGCUAAAGAGUAUCUACGCAGGAUAUCUAUUAUAUGGUCCAGCCCCCUGUCUGAUUGUAACCGUGUGCAGGCAGCUAAUAAGUAUGCACUCCCGGUUCUGCGGUACUUAAUGUGGACACAGCAUUGGCCUCUAUCAGAGUUAAGAGAUGUGGACAGAGCAGCUCGGAAGAUCAUAGUUGAGAACGGUGGCAAGCACCCAGCUAGCCUAACUUCUUUGUUAUAUCUACCGAGGGAGAAAGGGGGUAGAGGCCUGCGAUCAGUCGAACACGAGUACAAGAUCACUAAAAUCAAAUCGCUACUGAAAUUGUAUCAGAACUCGGACCAGAAUAUGGAAGCAGUUAGAGAAUUUGAAGAACACGCCAUGGCAUCAGGCCACCAGUCGCUCGUAAAGGAAGCAGCUAAGUACGCUGAAGAACUCAACAUCACACUUCAGCUUGAUACCCUAAAUCCCGUGUGUGUUACAACAGAAGGAAAGGUGGUAACUGCAGCAAGAGCUGGGAAUCUGUUGAAGCAAUCUCAAGAGAAGCAGUUCCUGGAGAUCGCUAAAGACAAAAAGUGGCAAGGAAAGUUAUUCCGUAUCAGAUGGGAAGAUGAGAGCCUAAGCAUAACCAGCUGCUUUGCAUGGUUAAAAGGUUGGGCUACAUGCCCUACAUAUACCAUCGCCGGCAUGUAUGAAUUGUAUGAUCAGUUGUUACCUACGAAGCUCUACACAAAGGAGAAGACGCAAACCUCCAACGACGGCGAAGUCCUAUGCAGGUUAUGUGGGAAGGUAGCUGAGAGCGUUGCACAUGUAUUGGCUGGAUGUUCCUCCCUGGCACAAACCAAGUACCGAUACAGGCAUAAUGCAGCUUUGAAGAUUCUGUUUUUUGAGCUCCUGCGAGAGCAUGGGUUAAUAGAAGAGGUUCCACCAUGGUACUCACCGGUGAUGCCAAAACCAGCCUACCAGAACACCACGAGAGAGGCGUUUUGGGAUAUUCCCAUCUAUGCAGUGCACAACGAAGUUAGAGCAAAUCGGAUCGACGCGCGACUUGUCAGCCACGAGAGAAAAGAAGUCUGCACAAUUGAAAUGAGCUGCCCAUGGAUUGAGAGUAGAGCUAAGAAAGAUGAGGAAAAGACACUCAAGUAUGGGCCCAUGAUGUGGGAGCUGAAGCAGAGAUACAAUGGUUACAGGGUUGAACAGUACAACGUGAUAAUUUACGUACUGAGUGGUUACUCUAAACACCUAGAGAAGUCGGUGAGGAAGCUACUUGGGGCGAGAGCACGGAGCGUACUUGAGCGAAUGCAGAAGUCGGUCAUCUCAAACACUUUAAACAUUGCCAGAACAUUUAAGAUAAAUACUUAG
Porites evermanni is the source of this 1455-nucleotide messenger RNA. The record is from the annotation of a GenBank genome assembly. NCBI's taxonomy places the organism in Eukaryota, Metazoa, Cnidaria, Anthozoa, Scleractinia, Poritidae.